AUGGCCCCAUCAGCAACACCAGUCGCUCUUCCAAUCCAUCCUGGCAUCAAGGAUGUGAGAAUUCAGAAGAAGGAUACCCUACCACUCCCUGACGCUGCCCGAGAACGCCUUGAGAAAGCGGGCAUCGAUCUCUCCAACGGUUACCCAUCACGCCCAGCAGCUCCUCUAUAUCUCGACGAUGCCAUUGCAAUUCGCAAUACCCCUCGAGAGCAUAUUGAGGCUGGUGCCAGGGCAGACAAGUCCAAAUCUUCUUUGUUUUCAGCAGCCAAGGAAGUGAAGAAUCUUACCAACCACAUCGGUACCGAGAUUGUCGGUCUGCAAUUGAAGGAUUUGACAGAUCAGCAGAAGGAUGAACUGGCAUUGCUGAUUGCUGAACGGAGUGUCGUGUUUUUCCGUGAUCAGGACCUUUCUCCCCAGCAGCAGAAAGCUUUAGGUGAAUAUUAUGGAGAGGUCGAGGUUCACCCACAAGUCCCACAGGUACCUGGUGUGCCCGGUGCUUCCGUGAUCUGGCCUGCGUUGUGGGCAACUGAACGAGGGGUAUCAUUCAGGAAGCCAGGAGGUGCAUCGAGCUGGCACACUGAUCUCGUUCAUGAGCUGCACCCAGCGGGAAUUACCCAUCUCCAUAACGAUGCUGUUCCCUCCAUCGGAGGAGACACUCUAUGGGCAAGUGGUUAUGCCGCAUAUUCCAAACUAUCUCCGGAAUUCCGCAAGUUUCUGGAUGGCAAGGAAGCUGUGUAUAUUAGCGCACACUCCUACCUGCCUCGUGAUGACCCAACUCUUGGACCUCAGCGCAUCGAGCGUGUUCAUCCCCUAAUCCGAGUUCAUCCUGCUACUGGCUGGAAAGCUUUGUGGGUCAACCGCUCUAUGACCAAGUCUAUUGUCGGUUUGGAUAAGGCUGAGAGUGACUUGAUUCUCAACUAUCUUUACGAUGUGUAUGAGAAGAACGUUGAUAUCCAGGUCCGGUUCAAGUGGACUCCAAGAACCUCGGCUCUUUGGGAUAACCGAAUCACCAUUCACAAUGCUUCUUGGGAUUAUGAGGGAGGCGAGCCAAGACACGGAACUAGAGUGACGACUUUGGCGGAGAAGCCUUACUUUGUGGCUGAUGCUCCAACAAGACGUGAAGCUCUUGGACUCAAUGACGAGUAA
Messenger RNA from Penicillium taxi, 1146 nucleotides. Its product is annotated as TauD/TfdA dioxygenase family protein. Gene Ontology annotation, cellular component: cytoplasm. Gene Ontology annotation, molecular function: 2-oxoglutarate-dependent dioxygenase activity. The record is from RefSeq and is a predicted model, not a curated record. The coding region runs from base 1 to 1146 and encodes 381 amino acids. The transcript is spliced from 2 exons. Lineage: Eukaryota; Fungi; Ascomycota; Eurotiomycetes; Eurotiales; Aspergillaceae.